Messenger RNA from Humulus lupulus (European hop), 1899 nucleotides. RefSeq lists its product as uncharacterized. The record is from RefSeq and is a predicted model, not a curated record. The coding region runs from base 1 to 1899 and encodes 632 amino acids. The transcript is spliced from 6 exons. NCBI's taxonomy places the organism in Eukaryota, Viridiplantae, Streptophyta, Magnoliopsida, Rosales, Cannabaceae.
AUGACUGGGCAGGAGAUGAAAUGGUCUACACCUAAAAAAGUUGGAGGUUCAAGGCAAAAUGUAUCAACAGCUAUGACUUUGAGAGCUAACAAAUAUAGUAUCUUGCAAGAGAAUCAGAUGGAGGUCUCAAAGAAGAGUUUAGGUGCUUUUCUUGAAACUAAAUUGAAAGGCAAUAAGGUUGAGGACAUGAUGAGGAAUGUUUUCUUGGGUUUGAAUUGGUAUAGUAGUCCGAUUUUGGAGGGUAGGAUUUUGUUAGUUUGGAAGGAAGAUAGAGUUUCUUUAAAUGUUACUCAGGCAGUUGACCAACUUAUUAAUUGUGAGGUGAAGAUUAAGGGAGUUUCUCAAAAAAUUUGCUUGACUUUUGUGUAUGCUAGGAAUUCGGUGGAGGAGAGGAAAGGUCUUUGGUCUCAAUUAGCCUUACUUGAGUAUUCUGUUCACCCUUGGUUGGUUAUUGGGGACUUCAAUCCUGUCUUUGAAUUUGAUGAUCGUAUUGGGGGUAGGCUACUUACUGAAAUGGAAGUGGAAUAUAGUCGUCUUUGGAGGGCUUAUGCUAUGUUGUCAGAAUUACGAUCGAAUGGUUCUAAUUUUUCCUGGUCUAAUAAGCAAAAGGGAGGAACAAGAAUUUUCUCAAAAUUGGAUAGAAUUUUUAUAAAUGAAUCAUGGAUAGAUUCCUUUCCUGAGUCAAAAGCUCGUAUUGACUGGGAUACUAUUUCUUAUCACUAUUUUUGUCUUAUCAAAACAGUUCCAAUUGAGGUCUCAGGGAGUAGGCCUUUCAGAUAUUUUAAUAUGUGGGCUAAUCAUAAGGAUUUUUGGAGUAUAGUCAUUGGUAACUGGUCUAAACCGACUGGUGGUUAUGGAUUGCAGCGGAUUAUGCAGAAGUUAAGGAGGCUUAAAACUGAUUUAUAUCAGUUUAAUAAGUUGCAAGCCCAGCUCUUGUUACAGCAGAAUCUAUCUUCGAUUUUACUACAGGAGGAUGAGAAAGAGGCGUACAUUGAUUUUGAUAGUAAGUCCAGAAUGUAUGAGAGCUUCCUUCAUCAAAAGAGCAAAAUUAAUUGGCUUCGAUUUGGUGAUGAGAAUACUGCUUACUUUCAUGCUAGUCUUAAGCAGAGGAGGAUUAGGAACCGAAUCACUUCUUAUAUGAAUGAUGAGGGUCAGAUUGUUGAUACUCAUGCUAAAGUUGUAGCUCAUUUUUAUAACCAUUUCAAAGGCUUUCUUGGAAACUCUAGUAUAGCAACCAGUCGGGUAGAUCAGGAGUGUUUCCAGCAGGGGCCAGUUUUGUCUUUGGAGCAAAAAAUUGAUUUAAUUCAGCCUUUUACUAAGAAGGAUGUUAAGAGGUCUUUAUUUAGUAUCGGUUCUAACAAGAUCCCUGGUCCAGAUGGUUUUGGCUCAGGCUUCUACAAAGCUCUUUGGAAGGACAAAGGGGAAGAAAUCUCUGAGGCGAUUUUGUUAUUUUUUGAGCGUGGUGAGAUACCUUCUCAGAUGAAUGGGAAAAUUUUAUCUCUCAUACCUAAGUGGAUUGAUGAGCUUUAUCUCAAAGGUCAUUCUUUUUGGAAUUAUAAACUAAAAUCAGAUGUUAGUUGGUAUUGGCGAAAAUUAUGCUAUCUGAGAGAGGUGUUUUCUAAAGAGGUAUUGGUGGCUUCGUUUGGUAAUGGUAAGCAGAAUCUGAAGGAUCUGUAUAGUAGUUGGCUUCAGAAGGUCCCGAUUUCUUUUGCUAAGGCGUGCCAGAUUUCUGUUGACUCUUGCUUGUGUCCGGUUUGUGAAAGAGUUGAGGAAACCCAUAUGCAUUUGUUUUUUGAUUGUAUCUUCUCUCAACAGCUGCUGUCUACUGUAUUUGGUGUAAUAGAAGCUCUUGCAUUUUUGCUCAUUGUUCCUUCACUCCUCAACAAAUACAUUGUAUGA